GCUCCGCCACAGAGCACGGUAAACAUUGGUCCGCCACAGAGCCCAGUGAGCACGGCUCCGCCACAGAGCCCAGUGAGCACAGCUCCGCCACAGAACGCAGCUCCGCCACGCAGCCCUGCGAGCUCUCCACGCUUUCAGAGAAAGCCGCUGCCACAGAGCUGGGGCGCUGCUCUCUGAUAGUCACACUGCACCAAAGAAUCCACUCUGGAAUUCCUCAGCACUGCUCUGCGUAUUUCAAAAAGAGAGAGUGAGAGAGAGAAAAAUUCCAUUCGACAGCCAUCGCUGACCACUGAGGCAGUACACAAAGCCCCAGACCUGCCAUCCAAGGGGGUGAGGGGUUGGGGGGAGGUGGGGGUAGGAAAUCUGAGCUGCUUCAUUCCUGGUAAGGCAUCAGCCUGAGCUGCUGUGUCCCGGCCAAAGGAACCGCUUACUCAGCAGGGCAGGCUUCCGAUCUCUAGUACAGCAUGGAAACAAGCAGGAGGCAUCCUCACCUCAGCCCAGCACUCCAUCUACUCGCCUUCAUCCUCAAUGUUCUUCCCGGAGUCGGUGCAGAACAGGAGACAGAGAAUCUCUCAGGACUUUCCACUGAUCCUUACAAAGACAUUUUUGUGGUUCGGGAGAACGGAACAACGUGUCUGAUGGCAGAAUUUGCAGCAAAAUUUAACAUCGCCUACGACGCAAGGGCCAAUAACUAUGUAGACCUCAUUACAGAACAGGCUGACAUCUCGAUUCCACGUGGAGCAGGCGUUAAGGGAAAAUGCGGAAGCAACGACUCUGAGCUGCAAAUUUCCUGGCUGGACGACGCCUAUAGUUUUAAGCUGUUUUUUGUGAAGGAAGUCCGCAACGUGUCAACGAGGCAAGACAGUUACUGGAAAAUCAGCAAGGUGCAGUUCGUUUAUGACUCGUCCGAUACCGCUCAUUUCAAGGACGCGGCAGACGCCGGGAAGCACACAGCCAGUUCUCACCGCCUGUCCCUCUUUGUAACACCCCUGGGCAAGUCGUACAAGUGUGAGGCGCAGGAAACCAUCUCUCUGAUCUCCAGUGACCACCAGAAAGUUGUGGCUAUCCUGCUCUCCCAGAUUCACAUCCAACCGUUCGGCCUCAAACGGGACUUCAUCUUCAGCGAAGCCUCUAAGUGUGUGGUGGAUCAACAGGAGCAGCUGGAGGAGACUCUGCCCCUUAUACUGGGACUGACGCUGGGACUCCUCAUCGUUGUCGUCCUGUCCGUAUAUCAUAUCCACCACAAGCUGACGGCCCCCAGUCAAGUGCAGAUCCCCAGGGACAGGUCGGAGUACAAACACAUGUGAAAACGGACGAUAAAGCAGCACAAAUGUUCUGUGGAGAGCCACCAGAAAUUGUACGCGACCCUUCCAGAACCUCUGCAGCACAGAUGUAAAUAUGAACGCCCCGGUUUCUCGCUGUAUAUAUUUAAGCACGCUUCUUAAGUUAAACAGUAAAACAGUAUGUGAAUGCUCUCAAAAAAAAUUGGAGUCUCUCCACUACCAAUGAACAACAGAUACAUUUAAAACAAUUUAACAUGAUUGCAAAGAUUACAGAAUUAGUGUUAACGCCAAUUUGUAUAGUAUAUUGAAAACCUGUGUUGCUGCAAAUAUUUCGAAGCGGCUUUUAAACAGAAGGUACAACUCGAUUUGGUUCCUUCAAACGCUUUACUUUUUGCUUGAAAUGUACACGGGGCAAGCGGUGGUGCAUGAAUUGGAAAAGGAACGCGCACGUGAAUUUGUACAAAAAUCCUCAGCCGAACUGUUUCGGGCUCAAGUCUACAGCACAAAGUCCUGAACGCAAGAAAUAAAUCAGUCAGUUUUAAAAGGAAAAGAGAACGGCGUCCUUGGCUUUAAUCUGUGGUUUGGUUCUCAAUCUUUAGGUUUGACUUUUUUUUGUUACACUCGAAGCACUGUUGAGGUCAGGCCAAACAGAAGCAGUCGCAAUAUUUCAUACCCGCAGCGACAUUUGAUAAACCGUAGGCAGGAAAAUUCAGCGAUUUUAGCUGAAACUCUCUCGGCAGAGGUCUCUGAAAUGCAAUCACUGUCAGGGAAAAAAAGAAAUGACACCUGAAUGUCUCAGGGAUGCAAAGGAGAUCCGGUCCAAUUGCACCUCAAAUGUACAUUAAUUUGCAUCGUGCAAGUAUCCUGGUCAUUUCUCUAACAUGCAUCCAGAAUGUCUUGUAUUGCUUUGGUAGUCACGGAGUUCCUUUCUCUUCACCCCUGCUUCUUUAGAAAGACAGACAGAGGAACGCAUACUUGUUUAUUUGUCACAUGGAGAAAACUAAAUGAAGGAAAGCGGAACUUAGUAGGAACUCCAGUUCCCCUAAUGUUGGCUGACCUGCUGUAUUCCUCCAGCUCUGCUGUGUUGACUGAAGCCGAACUUAGUCCUUAACUGACUGUAUCUGAACCAUUUGGGCUCAUUUACU
Messenger RNA from Stegostoma tigrinum, 2428 nucleotides. RefSeq names its product lysosomal associated membrane protein family member 5 (gene lamp5). Bases 465 to 1307 code for a protein of 280 amino acids. NCBI's taxonomy places the organism in Eukaryota, Metazoa, Chordata, Chondrichthyes, Orectolobiformes, Stegostomatidae. The transcript is spliced from 6 exons. Gene Ontology annotation, cellular component: membrane. The record is from RefSeq and is a predicted model, not a curated record.